Messenger RNA from Pseudoliparis swirei, 505 nucleotides. RefSeq names its product male-enhanced antigen 1 (gene mea1). The coding region runs from base 50 to 361 and encodes 103 amino acids. The transcript has 2 exons. Gene Ontology annotation, biological process: spermatogenesis. The record is from RefSeq and is a predicted model, not a curated record. NCBI's taxonomy places the organism in Eukaryota, Metazoa, Chordata, Actinopteri, Perciformes, Liparidae.
UAAUAAACAUGUUUCCUCUCGCCUGCUCUGAUUGGCUGUCGUGCAGGUGAUGGGUCUGCACCUCCCUGAAGCCCCGCCCACAAACAGCGAUGACGAGGAGGACCCUGAGGGGGCGGCGGCCGUGAGGAGCCGCUCCUCCAUCCCCAUGGACCCCGACCACGUGGACCUGGUGAAGAGGACCAUGGCGGCCGUGGCGUUGCCGUCCCUCGGCGUGCCGCCCUGGGCCUCCGAGAUCUCCGAGGACCAGUGGAAGGACCUGGUCCAGAACACCCUGGAGAGCUGGCAGAGCCCCCUGGGCCCUGAACGCACCGCGACCACUUCAACCACCUCUACUGACCCCCAACGCACCGCCACAGCUUAGACAACGUCAGAGGGCCCUGAACGCACCGCCACAGCUUCAACCACCUCUACUGACCCCCAACGCACCGCCACAGCUUAGACAACGUCAGAGGGCCCUGAACGCACCGCCACAGCUUAGACAACGUCAGAGGGCCCUGAACGCACC